AUGGCAAGCACUGAUGAUCCGAAGAACAAGCCGUCGUCCCCUUGGUCCAUUUUUAAUUGGAAUAACAAAGCAGNNNNGGAGGUCGAGCAACCCAGAAUGAGAAGCACCCAAGAGAUCCUUACAAAAUAUAAAUUCAACGGGGAUGCUGCCGCGGCAGCGGCGCACGCGAAGGAUAAGCUCAUGGAGCGGCAGGAGAAACUCGCGAAAAUGGUCGAAGAAUCUGCAGAGUUUGAGAGCGAGGCGGAAAACUUUGCCACCCUCGGCCAGCAGGUCAGGAAAUCCCUGGAGACCAAGAGAUGGUGGUGGCCAUCGUGA
This is a messenger RNA of Triticum turgidum subsp. durum (durum wheat), 315 nucleotides long. The record is from the annotation of a GenBank genome assembly. NCBI's taxonomy places the organism in Eukaryota, Viridiplantae, Streptophyta, Magnoliopsida, Poales, Poaceae.